Messenger RNA from Drosophila miranda, 1212 nucleotides. RefSeq lists its product as uncharacterized. NCBI's taxonomy places the organism in Eukaryota, Metazoa, Arthropoda, Insecta, Diptera, Drosophilidae. The transcript has a single exon. The record is from RefSeq and is a predicted model, not a curated record. The coding region runs from base 1 to 1212 and encodes 403 amino acids.
AUGGAUUAUCUCAACUUAAAAGACCAGCUAAGGUUCGCUUCCUCGAACGUGUGUUUUGGAGAGUUUUUCAAGAGAUACGCAAGCCGUCGGUACACACAUAUUGACUCGAGAAAGAUUGGCGACGAAGAUCUGAAACAAUUGUUGCAGAUUGUUGGCGAUUAUCUGGUUAGCUAUGAGUCCGAAUUGAAUUACAGUUCGAACGGCGAUCAGCAUCUGUGGAUCCUGCGGAGCUGCUGCAAGAAUCUUGAAAAUUUGAAAAUGACCUUUCGACGGUUUAGGGGCGGAUGGGACGAUCUAAACAGCCUUAAACAUCUGAAAUCUUUGCACGCUUAUCUGCAAUUUCAAGAUGUAGAGAAGCAAUGCACUCGUUUUGUUCAAAAUCUCAAGCAAUUCACGUGUUUAAGGAAACUGAACUUGGAGGCUCCGUCCUAUAACGGAAGAGGAUUGCAUGUUCUUGAUCAACUGGAAUCUCUGGAAGUCGGUUACUGGGAUGGAUUCGAUGCCGAGAGCUUGGCGGAUUGCUGCCAAUUAAUGAAGCAAUUGCGGCAUUUGGACUUUGGAUACCGUAUUCAAAAUAUCACUAAGAACAAUUUUGAUAUUUUAGUGAGGAACUGCAAACAGCUGGAACGUCUGGCCUUUGGUAUACACCGCCUCGACCCUACGGUGCCCUAUGAGCUGGUCUGCCAACUGCCCAGGUUGCAACAUUUAAAGGUGUGGCAUGACGGAUCUGUUCGCGGCUCGCUUUUCGAAGGAUUGAUCCACAAAAGGAGUUCUCCUCUGGAAAGCCUUAUCCUGAUCGGGCCCGAUUUGUUCGAAGAACAGGUUAAGCAUCUUUGCAAUAUUUAUACACUCAAGGAACUCUAUGUAUCCUGUGGCAGCGUACCCUUGGCAGACCUAUUGAAACUGAAAAACCUUCUGUACCUUCACCUAUCAAUGCCAAGCAUUACGAAUGACGAACUCCUGGACCUACUUAAGGGACUUCCGCACUUAAAAGUUCUCAAUAUCGGAAAUAACUUUAAUAUAGACGGUUCCUUUGUUAAUAGAGUUCGGACUUGGGUGAGCGAACAGAAAGAGCUGCGCGGGAAGAUCAAAAUCUAUCUAUCACAUAAUGUUGAUACUGUUACUGUUGAACCAUUCAUUGAAAUCAUAAGGGGUUCUCUGAUAGAUCCCAUAUUGAUAAGAGAAGAACUUAGUGAAAAAAUUCAGAACUAG